Messenger RNA from Naegleria fowleri, 960 nucleotides. RefSeq lists its product as uncharacterized. The transcript has a single exon. Lineage: Eukaryota; Heterolobosea; Eutetramitea; Acrasida; Naegleriidae. Gene Ontology annotation, cellular component: Set1C/COMPASS complex. The coding region runs from base 1 to 960 and encodes 319 amino acids. The record is from RefSeq and is a predicted model, not a curated record.
AUGUCAGCAUCUCAAUAUUUGAAAGGUACCAUUGCUCCGAUUCUCUCGCGAGGUAUUGCUGAAUGUAUAGAGGUACAACCACAAGAUCCCAUUGAAUAUUUGGGUCUAUGGAUGUUGCAUCAUCAACAACAAGAAGCACUCCGAGAGAAGAGAUUGAAACAAGAAGAAGAAAAUCAACGAGCGAUGGAGGAAUGGAUGGAAACGAAAGGAAAGUUGUUGCAAAAAGCAGUGGAAAGAAUUCAAAAUGUGGUUCGGGAUUUCAUUCGUAGGCAAAGAGCUUUCAAAGCGGAGGAACAACAAAAAGUUAAGCAAUUAGAAAAAUUGUGGGGUGAUUUGAUGAUCAAAGCACAACAAGAUCAGAAGCAAGCGGAAGCAAAGGAACAGGAAGAAGCAUUGAACGAAAAGGAGAGAAUCAUGCAUGAGAAGAUGUUUGAGGCCUCCAAGGAGUUUAUCACAAAGCUUGAAAAAGACAGAAUUACCUAUCUCAAGAAGGCAUUUAGACCCCCUCAAUGCGUUCCUAGAAUUAUGAAAGCCGUGUUGUUGGCGCUCGGAGUGGCACCGAAGGAAUUAAAAGACUGGAACAUGACAAAGGAAAAAAUUGGUGCUCCAACGUCAUUCGUUAGAAAAUUGGUGGCUUUUGAGCCCGAGUCAUCCAUAGGAAAAACAGCAAGAUUUAAACGAGUGAGCAAUAUUUUGAAAAAGUGGGAUAUUGAAGUGGUGAAACAACAAUCCACCGUUGCAUUCCUUUUAUAUCAAUGGUUGACAAAUUUAUUAGCUUUUAGAGAAAGCUUUAUUUCCAUUAAAAAAGCAAAGAAAGAAGAAAUUGAGGAAGAGGAAGAUCCAGGUAUUUUGGAUGACAUGGAAGAUGACGAAAAGGAUGAUCCAAAAGAAAUUCCAAUGACCUCUGAAGAAACAAAACAGGAAACAAGCGAAGAACGAGCUGAAGAUGACGAAGAAUAA